AACGUGCUCGCGCUCGUCCCAGUGAGCAGACCCCGCGGCGGCGAGUGGUCGAGAUGGCCCUCGCCGGUCUCGGGCUCCGGAGAGCUGCGGUCUCCACUCUUCGGCUCCGUCUCGCGACGGGGUCUCCAGCCCGCAGGCGCGCGGCGCAUUUCUCUUUCCAGCCGGACCCGGAGCCCACCCAAUAUGGCCAGACACAAAAAAUGAACCUUUUCCAAUCAAUAACAAGUGCCUUGGAUAAUGCCUUAUCUAGAGAUCCAACUGCAGUAAUAUUUGGUGAAGAUGUAUCCUUUGGUGGAGUUUUCAGAUGUACCGUUGGCUUGAGAGACAAAUUUGGUAAAGACAGAGUGUUCAAUACUCCUUUAUGUGAACAAGGAAUUGUGGGAUUUGGCAUUGGAAUUGCAGUCACUGGUGCCACAGCUAUCGCCGAAAUCCAGUUUGCUGACUAUAUUUAUCCCGCCUUUGAUCAGGUUAGAGCAUAUUUUAAGAUGUCGAAAAUUAGAAG
Protobothrops mucrosquamatus (brown spotted pit viper) is the source of this 502-nucleotide messenger RNA. Its product is annotated as 2-oxoisovalerate dehydrogenase subunit beta, mitochondrial-like. Gene Ontology annotation, biological process: branched-chain amino acid catabolic process; response to nutrient. The record is from RefSeq and is a predicted model, not a curated record. The annotation marks the transcript as partial. Lineage: Eukaryota; Metazoa; Chordata; Lepidosauria; Squamata; Viperidae. The transcript is spliced from 4 exons.